This is a messenger RNA of Nicrophorus vespilloides, 868 nucleotides long. RefSeq names its product adrenodoxin-like protein, mitochondrial. The record is from RefSeq and is a predicted model, not a curated record. The coding region runs from base 69 to 578 and encodes 169 amino acids. NCBI's taxonomy places the organism in Eukaryota, Metazoa, Arthropoda, Insecta, Coleoptera, Silphidae. Gene Ontology annotation, molecular function: 2 iron, 2 sulfur cluster binding. Gene Ontology annotation, biological process: positive regulation of oxidoreductase activity; P450-containing electron transport chain. Gene Ontology annotation, cellular component: mitochondrion. The transcript is spliced from 3 exons.
CCUUAUUUUUUAUUUGAAAAUCUUUUGAUAAAUGCGUAUGGUUGCAUAUUUAUAUGAUAUAAUAAACAAUGGCUGGUAGUUUAAUUAAAACGUGUUUUAGAAACAGAAAUUGCACGAACCAAGCAAUCAACUAUAUUAAGUUACAGAACAAGCAAUACCUGCAUGCAACAAAAGUGUUGAAUCAUGGGGAGUUUGAAUGGCAAGAUCCCAAAUCGGAGGAUGAAGUAGUGAAUAUAACAUAUAUAACUAAAACUGGCGAGCGGGUGGCUGUGAGAGGGAAAGUUGGAGACAAUGUUCUGUAUUUGGCCCAUAGACAUGAAAUACCCAUGGAGGGUGCAUGUGAGGCAUCGUUGGCGUGCACCACAUGCCACGUAUACAUUCUGAAAAACUUUAACGACAAAUUACCGGACCCCACAGAGCAGGAAGAUGAUCUACUGGACAUGGCGCCAUUCCUCAAAGAAAACUCUCGACUAGGAUGCCAAAUUAUCUUAAACAAAGAUCUGGAUGGUUUAGAAUUGGAAUUACCAAAGGCAACAAGAAACUUUUAUGUAGAUGGUCAUACUCCUAAGCCUCAUUAGAUCAAUCUAUCAAUGAAGUGUUCAUUAAGGUGGCAAAUGCCAGAAGCAAUUUGAACUUGGGUUAUCACAAACUUGAAAUUCAGCAGAAUUGUUAACCUUGAUGAUCUUCAAGCUAGUCCAGAUAGGAUCAACAUUAUUGAUAUUUUAAGUGAAAAAAUGUGUACAGUUUAAAAUUGUACUCUUUGGAAUCUUAUUACAAGCUUUCUUGUUAUUGUUUUUAUGUAAAAGGGAAAUGAGAGAAAACUAGUAUUUUGAAACAUUUUAAUAAAAUAUAUACAUAUUUAACUCAA